AAAGCUUGGCGUAUCGACAGCCGCAGCUCUGUGGCGGAAAGGACGUCCGCGCUUGUUACAUUUCAGUUUCUUGCGUCUGUAUUAUAUCCGCGUCCAGAACCUCCCAGUACACGGAUAGGUGAGGGACAAGAUGGUCAAAGAUACCAAGUUUUACGAUGUCUUGGGGGUUUCCCCUGAUGCCACUGAAUCUCAGCUCAAGACGGCCUACAAGAAGGGAGCGUUGAAAUAUCAUCCUGAUAAGAACGGAAAUACCCCGGAGGCCGCAGAGAAGUUCAAGGACUUGUCUCAUGCAUAUGAGAUCCUGUCUGAUCCCCAGAAGCGCCAGAUCUAUGACCAAUAUGGAGAGGAGGGUCUGGAGGGCGGUGCUGGUGGCGCCGGCAUGAACGCAGAAGAUCUCUUUGCUCAGUUCUUCGGCGGCGGAGGCGCCUUCGGCGGAAUGUUUGGCGGCGGCAUGCGUGAGCAGGGUCCCAAGAAGGCUAGGACCAUCCACCACAUGCACAAGGUCAGCCUGGAAGACAUCUACCGGGGCAAGAUCUCCAAACUGGCGCUGCAGAAAUCCGUUAUUUGCCCAGGAUGUGAUGGACGUGGAGGCAAGGAGGGUGCUGUCAAGCAGUGUACUGGCUGUGGUGGUUCCGGUAUGAAGACGAUGAUGCGCCAGAUGGGACCUAUGAUCCAACGCUUCCAGACCGUCUGCCCUGACUGCAAUGGUGAGGGUGAGAUUAUCCGCGAGCGCGACCGCUGCAAGCGCUGCAAUGGCAAGAAGACGAUCGUCGAGCGAAAAGUUCUCCACGUCCACGUCGACAAGGGAGUCAAGCCCGGCCACAAGAUCGAGUUCCGAGGCGAGGGUGACCAGAUCCCCGGUGCUCUGCCCGGUGAUGUGGUGUUCGAGAUCGAGCAGAAGCCGCACCCACGGUUCCAGCGCAAGGACGACGAUCUCUUCUACCACGCAGAGAUCGACCUUCUCACCGCUUUGGCCGGUGGCACCAUCAACAUUGAGCACCUGGAUGACCGAUGGUUGUCUGUCGCUAUCGCUCCUGGUGAACCCAUCACUCCUGGCGCCAUCAAGAUGAUCAAGGGCCAGGGUAUGCCUUCUUACCGUCAUCACGACUUCGGCAAUCUUUACAUCCAGUUCGACGUGAAGUUCCCCCAGGGUGACCAGCUGCAGAAUCUGCAUCUCCUGGAGCAGGUCCUGCCGCCUCGUCUGCCCCAGCAGCAGCCACCCGCGGAUUCGAUGGUCGAAGACUUCCAGCUGGAGGACAUUGACCAGAGCGAGUAUGCUCAGGCACGGGCUCACGGCGCAGCAGGCAUGGACGAGGACGACGAGGAUGGCGUUCCGCCCGGUGCUGAACGCAUGCAGUGUGCCUCGCAGUAGAUCCGUUUUCGGGGUCUAAUCUGCGGUGCGGUGAGAUGUGAUAUGAGAUUCCUUUUCUUUGAUACCGUUCGCUGGUGGACAUCACCAAGCAAUGGCAUUUCUUUCGGCUCUUCGAAGGCGUUUGUUUGAGGAUUUAGGGACUUGUGCGAGGGGAAUCGUAUUCUCACUUCAUCCACCUGUUCCUUCCCUCUCGCCGCUCUUCUUCUCUUUUUGAUUCCCCUGAGUUCUGGCAUUUCUUUGCGUUGCAUAGGGGGAAGGGAUCUGGAGUCGCCGAUGGGACGAUAUGGAUGAGAUACGAUGUGAACUAGAUCUCAUUGUUUUUCGGGGCUUGAUGGACGAGACGGCUGUUCUCCGCGCUGGGCUAGCCCAGGAUAGCAGUCAUGGUCUCGAUGUUUGAAAGAGGAACGACUUUUGGUUUCGAGGGUUGCCUUUGCCAUCCGUGCUUGUCCUUUUCCUUUGCUACUACUG
This is a messenger RNA of Paecilomyces variotii, 1840 nucleotides long. RefSeq lists its product as hypothetical. Gene Ontology annotation, molecular function: Hsp70 protein binding; ATP binding. Gene Ontology annotation, cellular component: cytosol; cytoplasm; nucleus. Gene Ontology annotation, biological process: response to heat; protein refolding. The record is from RefSeq and is a predicted model, not a curated record. Bases 131 to 1372 code for a protein of 413 amino acids. Lineage: Eukaryota; Fungi; Ascomycota; Eurotiomycetes; Eurotiales; Thermoascaceae. The transcript has 4 exons.